This is a messenger RNA of Anoplopoma fimbria (sablefish), 1446 nucleotides long. RefSeq names its product methyltransferase like 24 (gene mettl24). The transcript has 5 exons. Lineage: Eukaryota; Metazoa; Chordata; Actinopteri; Perciformes; Anoplopomatidae. The record is from RefSeq and is a predicted model, not a curated record. The coding region runs from base 323 to 1426 and encodes 367 amino acids.
GCCGAGCCUCAUGAUAAACACUGGCAUUGACAAGAAAAUUCAGGUUCAUUCAUGUAGGCUCACACACGUGCAAAGGUUCAUGAGCAGAGGUGUCCUCGACAUGUUUGUGUUUCAUUAACGCACUGCUCUGGGUCUUAUGGUGGACUUUGGACCUGAAGGGAAGGAGAGGCUGGAUGAGAAGGGAAGAGCAGAAAAGAGAAGGACAACUCUUUGACAAGAGGGAGAGGAAAUAUGGGAUAGAGACAGCAAAGGGAAAAACAAAACGUUUAGUGGAGGAGAUGGACUGAGGCGAGCUGGAGAGACGGAAAGGACAAAAUAGUGGAUGGACAUGGGCAGAGAGCGUCUCACCCGAGGAUUGCUGCUGCGUUUGGGUGUUCUGCUCACUGCUGUGUGUGUUUGCGUUCAUGUUUACCUGGAGACGAGUUGGUGGGGAGCACCUGCUCCCUCGGGACAUCCCACCCAGUCUAGUCAGAACUGGCACCAACAAAGCAGAACCAAACUAGAAGCAGAGGAGCAGGAAAGAAGCGUUAAAAGGAGAAUCUCUUAUGUUCGAACACUAAAGAAGGACAGCCAAGGAGGUAGGAAGAGGGACAAGGACAGCGAGGAGCCCUCACCACCCUGCUUCACACCUCUCCGCCCGCACAGAAAGACUCCUCGGUGGCAUAUAGACUUGGAGCCCUGGGCCGCUGAGAGUCAUUCUCUGGAGGAAGAAGCUAAAAGGUUCCUCAACUACAUCACGACACCCCAAGUGUCAUGUGGAUCGUUGGCCGAAGGGGAAGCUGCUCAGGAGGAGACCAAAGGUGGCUGGGCUGCAUGUCUGGACCCUAAGUACAGUCUGACCCACAAAAUACAAGGCAAACACUGCAGGAUGUACUCUUUUGGGUUGGGUGUGGAUGAUCGGUCCCUGGAGCGAUCUCUGGCACGGGCUGGAUGUGAGGUCCACUGCUUUGAUCCCAGUCUGAAGCAGCCUCACCUGCAGCAGGCCGAGAUGUGGCUUCAUCGUCUCUCUGUAGACUGGAGGGAUCCUAACCCGGCCAUUGUCGCCCAGCGUCAGUACGCCAACACCAAGAAACUGGCCACCAUCCUUAAUGACUUUGGACACAGACAGGUGGAUGUACUAAAGGCAGACAUGGAGAGUGCAGAGUGGAAGAUUUUGGAGAAUUUGGUCCUGGAAGGAGUUCUGGACUCAGUGGGUCAGCUGUUGUUGGAGGUUCACCUUCACUGGGCGGGCUUUGAGGUGGGCGGUGAUGACCCAUCCGUGGUGCGGUACUGGUUCAGCCUGCUGAAGGAGCUCGAGCACGCAAACUUCCGCCUCUUCCACGUACACAGCGACCCAGCCAAACCUCACCUCUUUCUGCAUCAGAACGUCCUCAACGCCAGCAGUGCUUACACCCUGAGCUGGGUGAACACGGAGUGGAAGCCUUGAGGGAAGCCAUACUGAAUGAC